Molecule: messenger RNA, 1329 nt
Organism: Closterium sp. Naga37s-1
Lineage: Eukaryota; Viridiplantae; Streptophyta; Zygnematophyceae; Desmidiales; Closteriaceae
Source: the annotation of a GenBank genome assembly
AUGUGGAGCCGCACGGAGCCCGCGCCUGCAGUGGGCGUCGGCAGCGGCGGCGUGAUUCGCGGCGAGAUGGGCGCGCAGUGGAUCCAAUCAUCAACAGGCAACCCCAUCACGGCCCUUGCGCGCCGAUUCAAGCUCAAUAUCGGCGAGCAGAACGGCGAGGAGAUCCAGUACCGCGCGGGCGGCAAGGCCUACACUGACUUUCAGCUAAAAGUCGCGUCGGCCAAGUACGACUGGGCGUUGAAGCGCGCUAAGCAGAUCGCGAAUAAACAGGACAACGACAUCUCGAUGGAGAAGGCGUUUCGAGCCGCGGGAAACUUUCUGAACCCGUACAUCCAGUCGCGCGUGGCAGUGGACUUGGAGUUUGAGUACGCGGGCGACCUCUCCACUCUGUCCGCCUGGUACUAUGAGGACGACGCCUUUCAGCCGCCGGAUCUGGUGGUCACCAACGGCUACGAUAACAUCCCCAAGAAGCUCAUGGAGGUGUGUGGCCGGUUGCUGGUGUGUGGGCGUGUGCAUGGGUUUGACCGUCCUGAUCUGGUAGCUCCAGUGGCUAUGGCAGCAUCCCCGAAAUGUGCAUCAAGCUACGUGGGAGUGUGUCUGUGUGAGCUCAUCCCUCGCUCCCCCUCUCCCACUUCCCCUCUUCUUCAUACUCCCACUUCCCUACUCUCUCUCUUGCUUGCUCCCUCUGUGCUCAUUCCACCUCUUCUCCAACCUCCCUCUUCCUCACUCCCCUUCGUCCCCACCUCUUACCCUACCCCCCAGUACCUUACUCCCCCUCUAUCCCAUAAUCCCUGUCAUGUCCAUCUCAACCUCUGUUUCUCCCUCCAUUUGAGCUCAUCCCUCAUUCCCAUCCCAGUUUUCCUCCCUUUCCCCCACCUCCCUCUUCAGGAGGCCACUGACGCCGGAGCACAGCUGGUGCUCAACUUUGAAGUCACUGCCAUCACCCGCCUAAGCUCGGGAGCAGUGCAGAUCACCGGCAAGGAUACCACCUCAGGCGCCACCCGCUCGUACACAGGCGACGCUGCCAUCAUCACGCUCCCUCUCGGUGUCCUCAAGGCCGGGGUUGUGACCUUCUCUCCCGCGCUCUCUGCGAGAAAGCAAGGCGCCAUAAGGCGCGUUGGGUUUGGAGAUGUCAUCAAGGUGUUCUUCUUCUACAACACCACGUUUUGGCCCACCUGGGCGGACGAGUAUUUUAUCGAGGAUGCACAGCUUCCAGGAAAUCGCGGGCGGUGGGUUGACUGGGUGAAUUUGAAGCGUGCGUGGGGAAUGACGGCUUUGGAGGGUGUUGCGUGUCCAUGGAGGGUAUUUGUCUGGGAUUCGGGAGGCUAA